UGUACAAAGAGAGGCUACCACUCAUGUUUCUGUCUGUCCCUCAUCUCUGUCUUUCUUUCUGAUGCUCUCAACCCAUCUCUGAUUUCUCUUCCACAAUGGAGUUCUUUUUUCUAUUCGAGAUGUUAUGGGAUCUCGGGAGUCGUCUCUCCAAAUGUCUCUGUGGCCAGGAAUCUUACAUCAGCAGUCUCAAAGAAAAUGUUGAAGCUCUGCAGGCCGCGAUGCUGAGGCUCAAAGACAAACGGGACGACGUUAAGAGAAGGGUGUCUGACGAAGAAAACAAAGGGUUACAACGGCUCGCUCAAGUUGGAGGAUGGCUUUCGAGGGUCGAAGCAGCUGAGAUCCAAGUGGGAACGAUGCUGGAUGCAAGUACAACCGAAAUCGACAGGCUGUGUUUGUGUGGAUACUGUUCCACCAAACCAUUAUCCAGUUAUGACUACGGUAAGGAGGUGGCGAAGAAGUUGAAAGAAAUCGAAGGCCUUGAAUCAGAGGAACGAGAUUUUGGUGCCGUGGCGGUGAGACCUCCGACAUCUAAGGUGGAGAAAAAGGAUAUCCAAUCCACGGUAGUUGGCUUGGACUCGUUCAUGGAAAGGGCUUGGGAGAGACUGAUGAAAGAGAAAGUCGGAAUCUUCGGGCUUUACGGCAUGGGGGGAGUGGGCAAGACCACCCUCCUUAAACAUAUCCAUAACAAUUUCUCCCACGUCGAAAACGAAUUCGAUGUCGUAAUUUGGGCUGAGGUGUCUCGGGAUUCACCGAUCGACAGUAUCCAAGAGCAAAUCAGGAAGAGACUAGGCUUUCGUGACGAUGAAUGGAGAGGAAAAACUCAAGAGGAGAAGGCCUCAGACAUAUGCAAUGCUCUCAGUGGAAAGAGAUUUGUUUUGUUCAUGGAUGAUUUAUGGAGUGAAGUGGAUUUGAGCGAGAUAAAAGUUCUGCAUCCGACCAGAGAAAAUGGAUGCAAAGUAGUGUUUACCACUCGUUCGGAGGAAAUAUGCAUUGGAAUGGAGGCUGAUGACAAUAUGGAAGUUAAAUGUCUGUCAUGGGAUGAUGCAUGGGCCUUGUUUCAAAGUAAAGUCGGAGAAAUGGCAUUGAAAUGUCACCCAGACAUUCCCAAACUUGCUAGAAAGAUUGCUAGAAAAUGUGGUGAGUUGCCCCUUGCUCUCAACAUCAUUGGCAAGGCCAUGGCUAGUAAAAAGACGGUAGAACGAUGGCGGCAUGCCAUCCGUGUUCUGAAUUCUUCUAGCCAUGAGUUUACAGGUAUGAGAAACGAGAUUCUUCCCAUUCUGAGAUUUAGCUACGAUCACUUAGAGAGUGAGGAGGUCAAAAUGGGUUUUCUGUAUUGUGCUCUGUUUCCGGAAGAUUUCGAAAUACACAGAGAGCAGCUGAUAGAUUAUUGGAUAUGUGAAGGAAUUAUAAAAACAAAAUGUCGCGGAGACAGAGACGAAGCUGUUGACGAGGGUCAUGAUAUAAUCAGUACGUUAGUUUCCGCAUGUCUAUUGAUGGACGAUGAAUCCGGAGAGAGGGUGAAAAUGCAUGACGUGAUUCGUGAGAUGGCCCUUUGGAUAGUACCUAAACGUGGACAGCAUGAAGGAUGCUAUAUCGUGAAAGCCGGUGAGAGAUUACGCCAGGUUCCCAAUAUCCAAAAUUGGGAAGAAGUGAGAAGGAUGUCGCUGAUGAGUAAUGAGAUAGAGGAGAUAGACGGAGAUGCCAACUGCCGUAAGCUUACAACCUUAUUCCUCCAGAAAAACAAUGUGAAGAAAAUUUCUGGCGAAUUCUUUCGAGCAUGGACAGGGAUUAAGCAGUUACCGGCUGGUUUACAAGACCUGAGAAAGCUAACACACUUGAACUUAGAGCAUAACGACUUGGAAGGUAUUGGAUGGAGGAUAUCAAGCUUGCGGAAUCUGCAAGUGCUGAGAUUGUGGAGGUCUGGCGUUAGUUGCGAUCUACAGCUAUUGGAGGAAAUACAACAGCUGGAGCAUUUAGCAUACUUGACAAUAAGUGUGAAUGGUGACGAUGUGGGGAGGUUUCUACGCAUCCGCCGCUUGACAAGUAUUACUCGACGCUUCGGAAUUGAUCAAUUAUCAGCAUCAGUUCUAGUAUUGGACCCUACAGCUUUGGGCAGCCUACGAGUGCUUGGGAUUACAGACUCUGAUAUCUCGGAGAUAAAGGUAGAUUUAGCAAGCAGGACGAUUCUUCCCAUUGACGACAGUCUGUCCACUCCAUGCUUCCGUAACCUCUCCGAGGUCAUGAUAUUAGGAUGCAAGAGACUGAAGGAUCUGACGUGGCUGUUGUUUGCCCCAAAUCUUGUGUCUCUGGGUGUGUGGUACUCGUCGCAAGUGGAGGAGAUCAUAAACGGAGAAAGCGCGGAAGCCAUUAGGAAUGGGCAACCACCCAUCACGCCCUUUGAAAAACUUGAACGCCUUGAGCUGCUCCAAUUGAAAAAGCUGAAGAGCAUCUGCCCGGGCACUCUUCCUUUUCCAAACCUCAAGAAAAUCAGUAUAAGCAAAUGUCCAGAGCUGAGAAGGCUACCCCUGGAUUCUGAGAGCGCCAGGAGGGGUUUCCAAGGCAUACGCGCGGAGAGAAGAUGGGCAGAGAGAGUUGCGUGGGUGGAUGAUGCUGCAAGGGAGCGGUUCUUACCCUUGUUCGUCUAUCAGGAUCGAUCGUGAAGCGAGGAGGAACCUUUUUCCCCAUCUCUAUUUCAGGCUCUCUCUCUCUCUCUCUCUCUCUCUCUGUAUCAUAACCCUUUGGAUUGAUCCUUUUCGGUGGAAGCUCUGUUGGGUUUGGAUUGUUUUCAUCUUCAUUUGGCGCUCUUUUUUUGCAAUUCUUCUGCAUCUCUUCAUGUCUCUCGGGAGAUUAGCAGCUUCUGAUUAUUUGUUUCGUUUAUUCAAAGGCAUUUGAAAGAGACAAUAUGUCUGGGUAAGUGUCUUUCCUGUCGUAGCCUCCUUUGGUCGUCUGUCUGCUGAUUCGGUUAUGGGCUCUGUUAUGCUUUCAUUACA
Molecule: messenger RNA, 2990 nt
Organism: Tarenaya hassleriana
Lineage: Eukaryota; Viridiplantae; Streptophyta; Magnoliopsida; Brassicales; Cleomaceae
Product: probable disease resistance protein At5g63020
Exons: 2
Coding region: 96-2660 (854 amino acids)
Molecular function (GO): ADP binding; ATP hydrolysis activity
Source: RefSeq, a predicted model, not a curated record